AUGAAGUCUGUCAAGGAUAGGAAUUUGGUCGAGAUUCCAAAGCCCAAAGGCCUCCCGGUGAUUGGCAAUCUACACAAUAUUGAUCUCGAUUCGCCGCUGUUCUCAUUGAUAGAGCUGAUUGAACCAUUGGGGCCCAUCUGCCAGCUCACAUUUGGCAGCGAGCUCAACAUCUUUGUGUCAAGCAUUGAGCUAUUGAAUGAGCUCUGCGACGAGUCAAGGUUCCACAAAAUCGUCACAGCAGAGCUAGAGAAGCUGCGCUAUGUCGUCCACGACGCGCUGUUCACCGCGAGGAACGAGGAGCGCAAUUGGGAAAUCGCUCACAGGAUUCUAAUGCCGGUUUUUGGCACGAUCAAGAUUCGUGAAAUGUUCCCGGAAAUGAAGGAUCUCGCUCAGCAAUUGUGCUUGAAAUGGGCUCGCUAUGGCGAAGAGUACGUGAUCGAUGUUACAGCCGACUUCACUCGACUCACCCUGGAUACGCUUGCGCUGUGCACCAUGGGCUUCAGAUUCAAUAGUUUCCACAACGGAUCAGUCCUGCACCCCUUUGUCGACAGCAUGGUGAGAACGUUGAAAGAAGCCAGUGUUCAAGCCGCUUUGCCAGGCUUUAUCCAAUCCUUCCGAAAGAGGUCCUGGCGUCGGUACGAGAAAGACACAGCCUUUAUGAGAAAACUAUGUCAAGACAUCAUUGAUAAACGAAAGGGCCAGACGGACACAGACUCCCACGAUCUGUUGGCGGCGCUCCUGGGAGGUCGUGACCCCAAGACUGGCGAGGGCCUGUCUGACGAUUCCAUCAUUGACAAUAUGCUCACGUUUCUUAUUGCUGGCCACGAGACUACUUCAGGACUCCUAUCGUUUGCCUUGUACUACUUGCUGGCUAAUCCCCAUACGAUGGAAAAGGCGCGCCAAGAGGUUGACGAAGUCAGCCAAGGCUCCCCAAUCACGGUCGAGCACCUUUCCAAACUGCCAUAUCUCAAUGCAGUUCUCAAGGAGACGCUCCGUCUUCAGCCCACAGCUCCUGGCUUCAUCUUGGCCGCAGACAAAGACGAAAUCAUUGGCGGCAAGUAUCUCAUCCCAGCGAAUGUUCCCAUCGGGGUUCUGCUUCACAUGGUCCAUCAAGACAAGGCCGUUUACGGCGAGGACGUCGCCGAGUUUAAGCCGGAGAGAAUGCUGGACGAGAACUUCAAUAAGCUGCCGCCCAAUUCCUGGAAACCAUUCGGCAAUGGAAUGAGGGGAUGCAUAGGUAGAGCUUUUGCAACCCAAGAAGCACUUUUGAUUGUGGCGAUGCUGCUGCAAAACUUUACAUUUGAGAUGGCGGAUCCUGGUUAUAAGCUUAAAGUUAAAGAAACUCUGACAGUCAAGCCAGACAACUUUCGGAUGAGGGCCAAGCUCAGGCGUGGCGGCACUGCCACGGAGUUUCAGCGUGAAUUACAGUCAGUGGGUUCAGUUAACGCCAAGACGAGCUCGACUCCCUCCGUUGUAUCAGCACAGGCCGCCGGAGGUGACAAGAAGCCGCUUACGAUUCUCUAUGGAUCCAACAGUGGCACAUGUGAGGCUUUGGCAUAUAGACUAGCAUCUGAUGCCACUCUCCACGGAUUCCAUGCUCGGAAGAUUGCACCCUUGAACGCAGCCCGUGACAACCUCCCCAAAUCAGAACCAGUCAUCAUUCUUGCCGCGUCCUAUGAUGGUUUGCCGUCGGACAAUGCCGAAGAAUUCUUUGACUGGCUAAACACAGCUGAGAAGGACUCUUUGAAAGGAGUUUCAUAUGCAGUUUUUGGCUGUGGACAUCGGGACUGGGUUGCAACGUUUCAGCGAAUUCCCAUCCUCAUCGACGAUCUUCUGCAAAAGGCUGGUGCCGAACGAUUUGCGACUAGAGGUCUUGCAGACUCGGCGGUGAUGGAUCUCUUUGUAGAACUCGAAAAAUGGACCACCGACUCCAUUUGGCCAGCUAUUUCUCAGAAAGAUGGAAAAGCGGAUAAUGAUGGAGAAGGCCAAUUGAUCAACUCGCUGCUCAAAGUCGAGUUUUCUGAGCCGCGCCAGCUGCAACAAUAUUCUCAGCUGGUAGAGGCAACGGUGAUGGAAUCACGGAGUCUGACGACACCCUCUGCUAUUGGCCAGAAGGUGCACAUCGACAUACAGCUCCCUUCAGGGGUGUCGUACCAUCCUGGCGACCAUCUUCUUGUGCUGCCUGUAAAUCCAAUGAGGAACGUCAAGCGUGUUCUAUCGCGUUUUCACUUGACGUGGGACACUAUCGUGCGGGCAUCUGGAAAUGACUCUGUUCGCAUACCGGUCGAGACGGCCAUGACGGUGCACGAGCUGCUGAGUUCUUACUUUGAGCUGGCUCAGCCGGCGACGCCGAGGGACAUUCGAGUCCUUGCGGCUGCGGCUGAGGACGAAGCGACUAAGAACCUCCUUAACAACCUUGCAAACACCUCCUACCUUGAAGAUAUUCAAGAAAAGAAAACCUCCCUGCUCGAUCUGCUGGAGAAAUUUCCAGAGAUACCCAUCGGCUUCGGUACCUACCUGACUCUUUUGCCAUCCCUCCGCCUACGGGAUCUGAUUCACGUGGCCACGCGCCCAGUCAAAGGCAUUUUCCAGAUGCCCACCGACUUGUCCAAAGCACCAACCAUUAUGAUUGCAGCAGGAGCUGGUCUUGCCCCGUUUAGGGGAUUCAUCCAAGAGCGAGCUUACCAGCAGCAAAACGGAGUUCAACUAGCACCAGCCGCUUUGUUCUUCGGAUGCAGAUCGUCACAUGAUGAUUUGUAUCGUGACGAGCUUGAUGCUUUCGAAUCGUCAGGAGUCGUUCGCGUGUUCCGCGCCUACAGCAGAGAAGACGUGGGCUCUAAACCCAAUACCAGGAAAGGAUACGUCCAGGAUAGCAUACAGGCGGAAAAGGAUGCGUUUGUCCAGCUGUGGAAUGCUGGAGCAAAGAUUUAUGUCUGCGGAAGUGUGAGAAUGGCCUCGCAAGUCAAGGAUUUGGUAGCGAAUCUGGUGUACACAGCUGGGCCGAUGGAUGCCCAAAAGGAAUUCACGCCGCAGGAAUGGUUCAAGCGCUUUGAGAAGACGCGGUAUGCCGCAGAGAUUUUCACCUAG
Trichoderma breve is the source of this 3087-nucleotide messenger RNA. RefSeq names its product cytochrome p450 domain-containing protein. Gene Ontology annotation, cellular component: cytosol. The transcript has 5 exons. Gene Ontology annotation, molecular function: aromatase activity; FMN binding; NADPH-hemoprotein reductase activity. Bases 1 to 3087 code for a protein of 1028 amino acids. NCBI's taxonomy places the organism in Eukaryota, Fungi, Ascomycota, Sordariomycetes, Hypocreales, Hypocreaceae. The record is from RefSeq and is a predicted model, not a curated record.